AUGAAUUUAAGCGAUGAAGAGAAGGAUACGCUUAUGCUGAUACAGCGAGUGAAAAUUGCCGAAGUAAUUGCAAAAAUCUCCCACGGACUUGGUGAUGCAGCUCCUGCGUAUUUUGAUCGACUGAUGAAUCCGAUGCUGUCUCUUCUGCAGCAUACAAAAGAUGCAACCGAGCGUGCCUCUGUGCUUUCUUCGUUAUCCGAACUUGUAAAGGCUUGUCGAGGGCGCAAUGUCUACAAAUGUCUCAGUGAAAUGUUAUUGGCCAUAAAAUUGUCGCAGCGCCACGAUGAAGAUUUAGAGGUGCGACAGGCAUCCUUGCGGCUUUUGCACGCUAUCGUCACCUCAUACAGCGCUAAUGUGCUUGAGGAAUUACCUCUGGGUGAUAUAUUGCAUCUUUUGAAACAGCUGUCCGAAGAUAAGGAAGAGACGAUUUGCGAUUCUGCAGCGGAGAUUCGUAAGCUAAUAGCUGAGCAGCUGGAAAGUGGUUUCCUGGAACUAAAAGAUGCUAACCUUAUUGAUCUCGGACAAGAUUGCGGGCUUAUGAAUUAG
This is a messenger RNA of Gongylonema pulchrum, 546 nucleotides long. Lineage: Eukaryota; Metazoa; Nematoda; Chromadorea; Rhabditida; Gongylonematidae. The record is from the annotation of a GenBank genome assembly.